This is a messenger RNA of Triticum aestivum (bread wheat), 1824 nucleotides long. Its product is annotated as putative F-box/LRR-repeat protein At5g02700. NCBI's taxonomy places the organism in Eukaryota, Viridiplantae, Streptophyta, Magnoliopsida, Poales, Poaceae. The transcript has 3 exons. Bases 226 to 1617 code for a protein of 463 amino acids. Gene Ontology annotation, molecular function: protein binding. The record is from RefSeq and is a predicted model, not a curated record.
UUCCCCAAACGCCCAAACCCUACCUGACCGGGCCCCCAGAGGGCCCAAACCCUGAGCCUCCCCGUCGCGUGGGCGGCAGCCAACCCUGCGUCUCGAUCCCCACCCCACCGCCCAGCCGCGUCGAGCGAGCGUGCCGGUGUCGGAGCGAAGCUGCGAGUGGUAACGGCCCGCGAGGAUCGUCUGGCAAAGUAUUGCCACCGAAUCGUCCGUCGGUAUUCGCCGGCCAUGAAGAAGAAGGAGGCUGCGGGAGAACGGAGUAAAUCCAGUGGAAUCACGCGGAAGCGGGCACGGAGUGGGGACGUGACCGCCGCCGAUCUCAUCAGCCGCCAACCGGACGCCAUCCUCUGCACUAUCAUCUCUUUACUCCCCACCAAGGACGGCGGCCGCACGCCGGCCCUCUCCCGCCGAUGGCGCCACCUCUGGCGCUCCGCACCUCUCAACCUCGAGGUCAUCACGUCCCUCCCGGUCUUCCUUCGCCACGCCGUCCCGCCCUCCGCCGUGUCCAAGAUAAUCUCCCUACACCCUGGCCCCGCCCGCCGAUUCUCCUUCCUCUUCCUCCGGGCCGGCGAUCUCUACGCUCAGGUGGAGAGCUGGUUCGACUCCCGAGCCCUCUGCAACCUCGAGGAGCUCGAUAUCGGCUAUGAGUACCUCUCUGCACGUAAGACCAGCUACCCGCUGCCGCAAUCCGUGCUCCGCUCCUCCUCAUCCACCCUACUCGUUGCCAAGAUCAGCUAUUGUGAUUUCCCUAAGAUAAUCGCACCGUCCAUGAAUUUUCCCCUCCUCAAGGAGCUCUCCUUGAGGUACGUUUCCAUCAGGGGGGAUGUAUUCCAUGGCUUGCUCUCCGGCUGCCAUGCCUUGGAGAGCUUAUACAUGCUCCAAGUUCAGGCUGCUGGUUGCCUCCGUGUUAGUUCGCCAACUAUUAGGAGCAUUGGCUUCCGUGAUAACUCUGGUGAAAAAGCAGAGCUGGUCAUCGAGGAUGCUCCUCGCCUUGAAAGGUUAUUGUUACCAUAUUGUCACCGGGAUGAUUGUGUGACUAUCCAGGUUAUUAGCGCACCUAAACUGGUGAUAUUGGGGCCAUUAUCACCAGACUUCUGCAAACUCCUGGACUUGCAGGAAAUGAACCCAGUCAGCUUGGCAAACUCGAUAUGCACCGUGAAGGUUUUGGCCCUUGGGUGUUCUAAUCAUCAAUUGAAUGCAGUUCUUGACAUCCUCAGGAUGUUCCCCUGUUUGGAAAAGCUCUAUGUCACUUCUCACUCACACGGUAGCAUGCUUGAGCAAAAUGAGGAUCAGUAUGACCCACCAUAUCCAGUGGAGUGCCUUGAGACCCACCUAAAGGAAGUGGUGUUCAAGUUAUUCAUAGGCUAUGAGCAACAAGUUAACUUUGCCAGGUUCUUUGUUUUGAAUGCAAAAGUGCUAAACAAAAUUGAAUUUCAAGGAUGUGGGGACUACAACAAUGAAAUGGUGGCUCGUCAACACAGGCUGCUCCAAGUCGAAAACAGAGCUUCUCGAGAUGCUCAUUUUGAAUUCAGAAAUAUUUAUUUUUGUAUUGAUGAACAUGUCGAGAAGCAUGUCCAUAAUUUGUCACUGGCCGACCCCUUCUCAGACAGCCAUAGAUAGGGUUGAUGCCCGAAGAUUGCACUGCCUUCUGCAUAAGCAUGUUCAAUUUCUAGUCUGAAGUUCCUCUGUAGUUCCGGUACAUAAGUUACCCUGUUAAAACUGCAAAAGAUGCUUUUGGAUUCAAAUAACAGUACACUGUAGAGAAAUUCCAAAGGGGAGGGAUGAAACAAAAGUAUUGCCAUUAACUGGCCUGUAUUGGAAGCUUAA